Messenger RNA from Acanthosepion pharaonis, 489 nucleotides. The record is from the annotation of a GenBank genome assembly. Lineage: Eukaryota; Metazoa; Mollusca; Cephalopoda; Sepiida; Sepiidae.
AUGAACGCAUCGAUCUUUGAUCAUCUUGACUUUUUCUUUAUCUUUCAUUUUCACGAUUUCUUCCUCUUUUUCCUAUCUUUUUUCUCAAAUUUUCUUUCUUACUUCAAAUUUCUUUUUCUUUCUUUUCACAUUUUCUUUUCACAUUUUCUUUUCUUUCUUUCUUUUUCUUUCUUUCUUUCUUUCUUUCUUUCUUUCUUUCUUUCUUUCUUUCUUUCUUUCUUUCUUUCCAUACAUUCCCACACUUUACACUUUUCUCUUUUUUUCUUUCUCUCUCCUAUAAAUUCUUUUCACUUUCUUUCUUUAUUUCUUUCCAUGCAUAAACACUCUUUACUCUCUCUUCUUUUUUUAGCAUACGUUCAGUCAUUUUAUAUUCUUACUCUCCUUUUCUUUCAUUUUCCUAUUUCUCUCUAUGUCCAUUUCUCUCUCUGCUUCUCUCUCUCUUUCUCUAUUUCAGCUUCUCAAUCUCUUUCUCUCUCUUUCUCUUUGUAA